Molecule: messenger RNA, 1622 nt
Organism: Electrophorus electricus (electric eel)
Lineage: Eukaryota; Metazoa; Chordata; Actinopteri; Gymnotiformes; Gymnotidae
Gene: mims1b
Product: mitochondrial inner membrane scaffold 1b
Cellular component (GO): mitochondrion
Source: RefSeq, a predicted model, not a curated record
ACAAAAUGAUUCUUUUUUUCCUACUUUUUAAAUGAACAUUCAUGUCGCGCAACUAUGGGGAAGACUUCGUUUCCCAUGAAGCACCGUGGAGGUGUCAGUCCAAAGUUUACACGCCAGGUGUAACGAUGGCCAUGGCGUUCAACGAGGAGACACAGCCGCAUUAGAAAACGCCAGAUCUCCAGAAAUUGCUGUAAGCGGCCGAGGGUGCGAGAUGCAACGCGUGCUGACUCCUGUGGCCGUGCCCUUGCGCUCUGCGCGCCUGGACCUGAACACGAUGGAGCUGCCGGUCAGCGGACUGGCGCUGCCGUUGAAUCACUUUACCGUGCGCCGCCUCGGCUUCUCUGCCGUCGUCAGGGCUAAAGAGGGUCGCACGACACCCCCUGCGGGUGAAACACUGCUGAAGCCUUCGCAGGGUCUGGUGGGGAGCGAGCGGGCGCGAGUGACUGCUACGCAGGCGGGGCCUACGGACCAGACCCACAUACACCCGGACCCCCUGCAGGACAGAUCCAUUGGCCUCUACCAGAGGUUUAAGAGGACAUUUAAACAGUAUGGCAAAGUGAUGGUGCCUGUACAUCUCGUCACCUCCUCUGUGUGGUUUGGAUCAUUUUAUUAUGCUGCAAUGAAAGGGGUGAACGUGGUCCCAUUUCUGGAGUAUGUUGGGUUACCUGAAAGGCUGCUGAGCAUUUUGCGAGACUCGCAGAGCGGAUAUGCACUGACAGCCUACGCCAUGUACAAGCUUGCUACCCCACUGAGGUACACCAUGACCCUGGGAGGAACGUCGCUCUCGGUGCAGUACCUCCGUAGGCAUGGCUACUUCUCCACCCCGCCUCCGGUCAAAGAGUAUCUGCAAGACAAAAUGGAGGAGACCAAAGAGAGGCUCUCUGAAAAGAUGGAGGAGACAAAAGAGAGAUUUUCAGAGAAAAUGGAAGAAACCAAAGAGCUCAUCUCAGGACGAAUGGAAGAGACGAAGGAGCGCUUCACUGAAAAAAUGGAAGAGACGAAAGAAAAGUUUGCCGAGAAACUGCACGAGACGAAAGACAAGGUGUCUUUCCAGAAGAAAGCGGAUUAGCUGGGGUGUGCUUCCAGUGGGCACUGAGUGCAUGGUGAUAAUGAAAUUCACAGAGAUGCAAAUUACUACGGAGGCUAACGAUGAUCUUUCACACAGGAUAAAUGUCAUGAUUUAUGAUGAAAAUCAAUCUUCACUUCCAAUCUAAUAGUACAUUUUAUUUUACUGUUAACAUGAGGUCCUGAAGUGUCAUUCAGUUCUUUUGAAAAAGACCCUGGAUACAUACAGAAUCCAUACAGGUAAGACAUAAAGGAUUCUGUAUGUAUCCUGGGUCUUUCAAAAGAACUGAAUGACAAUUUCAACUUAUCCUUGCCACCUGUUUAAAAGCAGUUUACAUCUUGCCCCAUUACAACACAAGCAUGUUAUAUGUAUACAGUAGUGAAAAGAAUGGUAAUCACUAUAUUAGUACCACUGCGUGUAGAGGGUCUGCCUCUACAACUGCAUGAAGCCGUCACUGUGUCUGAUGUUUAGGUCCAGUUCCUUAUUUUGAAUGUGGUGUUGUGGUAAUUUUUUUAUACGGCCAAUGUGUGUAAUAAUAUACAGUGCUUUUCAAGGA